Messenger RNA from Myotis brandtii (Brandt's bat), 1206 nucleotides. RefSeq names its product formin-like protein 6. The transcript is spliced from 3 exons. NCBI's taxonomy places the organism in Eukaryota, Metazoa, Chordata, Mammalia, Chiroptera, Vespertilionidae. Bases 1 to 1095 code for a protein of 364 amino acids. The record is from RefSeq and is a predicted model, not a curated record.
AUGGAGGAUCUUGCAGAAAGCAGAGCUGGCCUGGGCAUUCAGACCUCAGCUCUGCCAACCCCAUCCCACAGCUCCUCCCCAGGUUUUUCACAGUUCAGCCCUCAGCUCUGCCUCCUCCACUCUUUCCCGCAUAUCCUUCUCCACCAGCUUCUCCACAGCUCCCCCACCCCCAUCCCACAGCUCCUCCAGGUUUCUCACAGUUCAGACCCCAGCUCCACCGCCUCCUCCCCCUCACGUAGAUCCUCCUCCACCAGCUUUUCCACAGCUCCAACACCCCCAUCUCACAGCUCCUCCCAGCUUUCUCACAGUUCAGCCCUCAGCUCUGCCUCCACCCUCCCCUCCCGCAGAUCCUCCUCCACCAGCUUUUCCACAGCUCCCCCAGCCCCAUCCCAGAGCUCCUCCCCAGCUUUCUCAGAGCUCAGCCCUCAGCUCCGCCUCUUCCACCCUUUCCCGCAGAUCCUCCUCAACCAGCUUUUCCACAGCUCCAACAACCCCCUCACAGCUCCUCCCAGCUUUCUCACAGUUCAGCCCUCAGCUCUGCCUCCUCCACCCUUUCCCGCAGAUCCACCUCCACCAGGUUUUCCACAGCUCCCCCAGCCCCAUCCCAGAGCUCCUCCCCAGCUUUCUCAGAGCUCAGCCCUCAGCUCCGCCUCUUCCACCCUUUCCCGCAGAUCCUCCUCAACCAGCUUUUCCACAGCUCCAACAACCCCCUCACAGCUCCUCCCAGCUUUCUCACAGUUCAGCCCUCAGCUCUGCCUCCUCCACCCUUUCCCGCAGAUCCACCUCCACCAGGUUUUCCACAGCUCCCCCAGCCCCUUUCCACAGCUCCUCCCCAGCUUUCUCACAAUUCGGGCCCCAGCUACUCCCCCUGGCUUUCUCCAUUGGUCUCACCCAGAUACUCUCCCCCCCACCACCACCCAGUCCCGCCUUCUCCCCAAGCCCUGCCCCGCUUUUUGCCUAGCCCUGCCCACUGGCCACUGGUCAGGAGAUCCCAACCUGCCCUGGUCAUCUUGUGAGCCUCAGUGUCCGGAAGCCUUUGGUUUAUGGAAGGAAAAACGUCUCAAUGUUUCUCUCGUGGUGCCCAGGGCUCCUUGACAUGGGGGAAUCUUUGCGAGCCCAGUAAACGUGGCUUCUGAGGAGGAGGUGGUGGAACUGGAAAAGCAGGCUGUACUGACCAACCUGAAGCAGAAGUACCCGACUGCACUU